Messenger RNA from Trypanosoma grayi, 1911 nucleotides. RefSeq names its product tyrosine protein kinase. Gene Ontology annotation, cellular component: autophagosome; cytoplasm. The record is from RefSeq and is a predicted model, not a curated record. The transcript has a single exon. Gene Ontology annotation, biological process: autophagy; peptidyl-serine phosphorylation; autophagosome organization. Gene Ontology annotation, molecular function: protein serine/threonine kinase activity; ATP binding. Lineage: Eukaryota; Euglenozoa; Kinetoplastea; Trypanosomatida; Trypanosomatidae. The coding region runs from base 1 to 1911 and encodes 636 amino acids.
AUGGCGAAACUGCAGAUCGAGUCACGGGAGCUUGGCCGCUUGCAGCGACUUCACCACCCAAACAUUCUCCGCCUGCUGGACACUUUCCGCAAGCGGGGGGGCGGUAAGGUCUGGUUGAUGCACGUCUUGGAACUCUGCCGUGGCGGCGACCUGAAGGAGUUCCUCGUGCGGCACGACCCGCUUUCUGAACAGCAGGCACGCCACAUUAUGCGACAGCUCGUCGAAUGUCUGUGCGUUCUGAAGCAAAACGGCGUGAUGCACCGAGAUCUAAAACCGGCGAACAUCCUGCUGACAAGCUCCAAUAUCGACGAGGCAGUUGUGAAGGUGGCCGACUGGGGUAUGGCUAAGAGCUGCAGCGGCAACGGCGAUGACGCGCUCGACGGCACCAACUUUGGUGGACUUUUUCAGUCCACCGUUGGGACAGUAGCAUACAUGUCUCCAGAGCGCCUCUCACGUGACUUCUACGACUUUCAGGCGGAGGUAUGGGCGGCUGGUGUCAUCAUGUAUGAACUACUAUUUGCUAGACACCCAUACUUGUGCCCAACCUCCUCUGUGCGCACACCAGAGGAGCUGCUAAACACUAUCACCCGCGCUGAAGAACUGGAGAUGACCGAAAACACUGGCGAUGCACAAUCCAAUACGAAUGUGACCAAUGCACAUUGCUCUCAGCAGCAAAAUGCGGAGACGAGACCCCUUUCGCACGAGUGCUACGAUUUGAUGCGGCAUAUGCUGGACGCGAACGCGACCACCCGCUAUACCAUUGAACAGGUGAAAGCCCAUCCGUGGUUUUUGCUCAAGGAGACGUGUAAUACAACAAUGGAUCUCCCUGCUGUUGAAGAGCAAACCGUGGAACCAACAUCAGCUGCUGACAUGCCAGGGGGAUCGAAAACUAUAUCAGCAGCGUUUGUAAGCGCAGAAUCCAUGACUGCAUCAGCACCUGUAGUGCCAGAAGUAGGAUCAGGAUCAGCGGUCGGUGGCGGAUAUAAGCAGCUUCUCUCCGCUGAAGAUGACGUGGAGUUCGGUCUUAAUCAAGGCCAAACGAAAAGCUGGAGUGCCACGCAGCGGCGACAGCUGUUUUAUCAAGCCCUCCGCGAGUACAUUUGCGUGCUACGGUGCAAUGCCAUAGAGGAGGAGAUUGACCCCGGUCGCGGCCUCAUACUCCUAUCGUACGCAUGGGAAAUGUUUCGUGUAGCGAUGAAGGCAGUACUAAUGGAGGAGAAUCCGACAGCUGACGCCACGGCGUGGGCCGAUUCGAUGGGUUGUGUGACACCGAGCGUAUGGGCCACUCAACACGGCAGCCUCCCAGAUGAUAUUCAGAUGAUCGAGUUGUACAUUCAGGAAACGGCGCAGCGGCUGAAGCGGAAUGUGCCCGCAUCCACAGGGAGACGUCGUCUUGGGGCUACGGCGAUGAGGUUCUCAACGACGAGCAUCGCGGGAACGGAGGCAUCAGGUGAAUCCUUCUCGCAGCCGUCGCCGAGGUCGUCGCAGUCGACGUACCCCACUGCGCAGAUGCUUAUCUUUCAGCGUGCCGUCUCUCUUAUUCGCGCGGCCGCAUCGGAGGAGCUCUUGCUCUACAACAAUAAUGAACAGUUCAGCUUCAUGGAGGAGGAGGAAGCACCGUCGCAGCGCGGGCGAUGUCGGGUGAAGCACAUGUAUGAGUAUGCCAUGUCGCUUCUGCGCCUGCUGCUGCAGCAGGUGGUCGUGCAGCGACCUGCGUUCGCGGUCCCCCUUGCUGCGGCUGCUGCUCCUGCCACUACAGGGGAGGUGACGGAGGCUGUGAUGGAGGAGAGCGGGUCAGUGCAGGUGCUGACAGUGCCGCUUGUCCCACUCACCGAUGAGGCCGACCGGCGCACAGUGGAGGCCCUGCUCUACAAGGUGGAGAGAUUCUACUGCCAAUUCAUCGUGAAGUAG